Molecule: messenger RNA, 7387 nt
Organism: Hemiscyllium ocellatum (epaulette shark)
Lineage: Eukaryota; Metazoa; Chordata; Chondrichthyes; Orectolobiformes; Hemiscylliidae
Product: receptor expression-enhancing protein 1-like
Exons: 8
Coding region: 157-942 (261 amino acids)
Biological process (GO): endoplasmic reticulum tubular network organization
Cellular component (GO): endoplasmic reticulum tubular network; cytoplasmic microtubule; endoplasmic reticulum membrane
Molecular function (GO): microtubule binding
Source: RefSeq, a predicted model, not a curated record
AGACCGCGAGCAUCGCUCCUUCUUUUAUUUACCCUUUCUCUCGACACUUGGACUUGACAGUAGCUCUGACGAAACAGGCGAAUGGUCUAACGCUGGUUUCGUUAGAGUGUAAACUCCUCCCUCGUUUCUCAGACAAACAAGCCCCUUCCAACCGCCAUGGUCUCAUGGAUCAUCUCUAGAUUAGUCGUGCUGAUUUUUGGCACACUUUAUCCAGCGUAUUCAUCUUACAAGGCUGUGAAAACAAAGAAUGUCAAAGAAUAUGUAAAAUGGAUGAUGUACUGGAUCAUAUUUGCAUUGUUCACCACAGCAGAAACCUUCACAGAUCUGUUUCUUUCCUGGUUUCCAUUUUAUUAUGAACUUAAAAUUGCUUUUGUUAUUUGGCUGCUCUCGCCUUACACAAAAGGUUCCAGUGUUCUCUACAGGAAGUUUGUACAUCCAACUCUCUCUUCCAAAGAGCAGGAGAUUGAUGACUAUUUGAGCCAAGCCAAGGAUCGAAGCUAUGAAGCUGUGGUGCAGUUUGGUAGGCGUGGACUGAAUGUGGCAGCAACUGCUGCUGUCACAGCUGCUGCCAAGGGACAAGGAGCUCUCUCAGAAAGGCUAAGAAGCUUCAGCAUGCAGGAUCUGACAACAAUUCGAGGGGAAACUAUUGAUGAACAGAUGAGCAAUGUGCAGCCUCAAGCCCAGAGCCCACUGAGGAACAUCACAGAGACAGUUGAUAACUCAGGUGAUGAAGUCAAUAUUGAUCAGGGUCCAAGGUCAGAUGACGAGCAAAAUAAGAAAAAAUCAGUUGAGGAUUCUGAUGAUGAGAUAACAGGAGCUGUGCUCAAACGCCCCCAUAAACCACAUAGAAAAAAGGUGGAACGUUCUGAGGUAGAGCCAAGACACCCUAAGCCCCCUCCCAGAAAGAGAAGUACCACAAUCUGCACCAGUGAAUUCAUGUGACAGUGAAGCCAGAGUCAUCAGAAUAUAGUCACCUGGAUUCAACCUUUAGUUUUACUGUCCUGCCUUCACGAGCCAAGCAAUGUGUGACACACUGGGAACCAUGAAGAAACCACUGCCUGGGAAGUGCUUCACGUUUUCCACAGAUGCCUUCAGCGCCUACUUAUAAGUAUAUUCUGCAUCAAAAUAUGUUUUAUUUUCUUUGUUUGCACUACACACCGUGAUGAAACAAAGUUCAGAGUGAGGCUGAAUUGAAACGUUUGCGAGUCCAGCGUGUUUUCAUUUUUUUUUGUGUGACAACAUUCCAGCACUUCUGUAGUACUUAACAAUUGGAAUUAGUUCCUUUGCUUCGGAACAGUCUAGGAUAAAAUGUUUUCAGAGCUUUCAGCUAUUAUUUAUGUACACAGGACUAUCUGCUCUAUUAUAUGCAGGUUUACCUAUUAUAUCAUACACAAGUACAUCUGUAAUUCAGUAUAUAGGCAAGUAGGCUACUUUGUUCACAGAUAUGUCUAUUACACUGCAGACAGACAUGUAUUAUGCAGUGCAAAAGUGUAUCUGAUCUAAUGUACAUGUUUAUAAAUGUUGCAUAAAACACAGGUAUCUAUUAUGAAGUGUGUGCAGUGUAUCUGUUGCAUUGUACACAGGUAUGCCUUUUGUACUGUAUACAGGUAUAUCCACUGUAUUGUGCUCAGGUAUAUCUGUUGUAGUUGAGUUAGAUGUAUUUGUUGGCUAAAUUAAAACUCAUAAGCACACUGUGCACAAAAUUAAGGCAGUAAAGCUGACAAGGCUAUCAGGAUUAUGUUUCUUUUCAGGUUGAACCUUUUGUGAUUCUUGUACUGUUGACAAUGACAGUAAAGAUGCUAAAUUAGCACCAAAAUACAAAUCACAGCAGAUUUUAUGUUUACUCCUGGAACUGCGUUCCCUAUUCACUGCUGGGUAAUAAUCAUACAACAGAAUCCAUUCUGAAACCUAACGAAUCGCCUUCCUCUCUCAACUCUCUUAUCAUGUUCCCUCACGUCACAUUUGCUAAAUAGCAGUCAGGAUUCAUCAUUUAUUAAGAGGAUUACAUGGCCAAGUACUGAUUUUUAUUUUGAGAUGGCAAGGAAGAAGUGAAUCAAGAAUGAAAUAAUUUGGGAACAUAGGAUUAGGCCAUUCAAUCACUCAAGCCUGUUCUAACAUUCAGUUACAUCAUGGCAGAUCUGUACUUCAACUCUACUUAUCCACAUCUUUCAAUUGCAGUUUUGAGAUUUAACGUACUCCUUCCAUUUGAAGUCUGAUCAGAGUUUGCAAUGUUUAUGAUUAAAAAGUUUAGCUGAACAGGGAGGGGGGGGGGGCGCUAUUGGAACAUUAGUGCACAAACAACAAAGUAAUGGAAUAAUGCAGGUGAUCCCUAAUUUUUGAGUGUCAGACAUUUCAUAUUUAUAAUUGUUCAUAUUCCUGCAGGAAUAUUUAGAAUACCAUGUAGAUAGCUUUGUUUUCAAAUCAAAAACAGACCACAACAGACUCUCCUGUUUGUUUCUCUUGGUGAAAAUAAGCAGGUGCGGUUACAGGAAUAUGGGUGAGCUGAAUAUGAUUGUCCUGCUGUAACCAUUUCCCUGUAAUCAGAUAGUUUCUGUAUAAAAUUUGCUGAUGUUUGUAAUAUCUCAAGAGCCUCUUUGAAUCACACUGCUAGUGUCAACUAGUGUUGUUAGGAAUUAAGGAAGAAGUAUCAUAAUCACAGUCUAAACAUUUCAAACACCAUUAUGUACAAAAGUCUCAUCAACUCCGUUUCAAACAGGUUAGCAUCUCUAUUGAAAUAGACAUAAGAAUUUGACAAAUUCUUGUUCAUUAAUAUGAUAGUAGCAUAUUGAACAAUAAAUAUAUAAUCCUUGGAAUUUUGUGACUAUUCAAUAAAAUGUAUGUCCUCUCCCUUUACCUUCCCUCUUCCUUUAUGACGUGCAAUGUUCUUCUGAGCCUGAGUUAGAAGGUUGUGGAUUCCUGUCCUGUAUCAGGGUCUUGAACAGAGAAUCCAGACUGAUGCUGUAUUAGAAUAAUGAGUGAAUGGUGCAUUACUGGAGGUUCUAUCUUCUGAAUCAGAGGCCCAAGGUGGGAUUUAAUAGGGCAGUGGUCAGUCCAUUCACAAGCUGAAAAAUGUGGGUAGGGCUGCCCCAAGUGGUUUUGGAAACACCAAUUGCAAUUUUCGAGUACCCUGUUUUGGGGGUUGAGUAUAUGUGCCACUGAGAGAGAUUCUAGUCAUCGCUGGUACUGCAAGUCUGCAGUGAAGAGUCGUCAACUUUUGAUUAGAACAUUCGUAAAGUUUUCAUCAUGUGACCUUUUCCAAUAUUUCUAUAACUGACAUACAAAUGAUGAAGAUUUUUUGUUCCUCUGGGUCAUUGCUUAGAGUAGUGUUCAGGAUUAAUCUUCAUGGCAGUCAAUCCUAUGGAGGAGGCUCAAUACAAUGCUUGACUCCAAGGUGCUUCUCCAGGAAGGAUCCCAAUAGUUUGUUCACUUCACUGGUAAAAUACCAGUGGCAGAGGACAGUAACAGGUACACUAGCCUUUGAUAUCCCAAUCUAAUUUUAUGUCUCAUAAGAUGUCAGGUGAACCAGAUUUAAAAGGGAAAGAAAGUUUGGGUAAGGGUGGACGGCUAUGAAUGUAUCAAAACUCAAUUUGAAGCCAAGUCAGGUUGUUUUUCAGGUUCAAGCCUUGUUGGAAAGGACUCAGUUGGGAUUCCCAGGUGAAACCCAAAUUAUGGCAGGCUAGGAACUUGAGGACUGUAAUUGUUUGAGACUACAGGUAGUGGCAUUGUGUUGCAGAUGGUUUAUUUAAUAUACUGUAGUCCAUAAGCUUUGAACAUGGAGAAGUUAUCAAAUCUUCUUUAAAUUUAAUAAACUUCAAAACAACUUCAGUUUGCAUUGAUGAUUACAUACCCUCCCAAGUAAUUGUGACAUUAUUAAAACAAUUCUUUGAACAAAACUGCUUUUAUAUGUUGCAUGUUUUCCAUCGAUGUAUUUUAAAUACUCAAUUGUGUGGCUCAAAGUAAAUGAGUAGUUAAGGUUUGUACUAGUGUCUCGGGUUUCUUGUUUGGUAAUGUGUUUAGUCGACAGACAUUCCCUUUAAUAUGUAGACUGCUAUUUAACUAGCAUUUCUUGCUUGUGAUGAAUCUUGUGUAGUUUAGUAUCCCUUAAUUAGUCACUUUAGCAAUUUAGUGUUACCUUUUGGACAGGUUGAUGUCUUCCAAUGAAACAUUAAAUUAACCUCAUCUCGCCCUCUCUGAUAUGAUAUAAAAGAUCCUACACUAUGGUUAGUAGCUAGGGCACAAAUGUUUGCCAUGGUGUCCUGGCCAAUAUUUAUCCUUCAAUCAAUAUCUGAAAAUACUCUAUCUGGGUGCUGUAUGAGGGACCUUGCUGUGUGCAAAUUAGCUGCUGCAUUUCUUACAUUACAACAGUGAACACGCUUCAAAGGGCGCUUUGUUCACUGUAAACCUCUUUCAGACCUACAGAGGGUAUGAGAAGCACUAUUUAGAUACAAAUCUAUAUUUAUUAUCCAUGUCAAAUUAGAAACUGCAUCAAGUUUAUUCUAUAGCAAUGAUCCAGCACAAAAGUCUUCAAACUAUAUCACUCCUAACACUGAAUGGAACAUAAAUUACUCUUUGCAGACUAUGAAUCUUUUGUCUUACCUACAAUCAUCACUUUCUACAUCAGUUGAUUUGUGCAUAUCGAAAACAAAUAUAUUCAGAGCAAACUUUUUUGUUGCUAACUGAAAUCUGCAUGACUUUUAACUUUGCUGUUUUUUUUCCAAAUUGGGAAACCCAGGUGAAUGUCGAAACUAAGGCUGAAGAGAGUAGAAGAGAUGAUUGGAAGCAUAAAGGUGUAGCUUUAGGCUUGGAUUUCCUAGAAUGUACUUGUGGAAUUAUUUUGUCCAGUGCUGCUGACCCCCUUAACUGAUUUAGUUUUUCCAACUAACACUGCCAAUAUAGUAGAACCAUAUGUCAAUCAUUUUGAGCCACUAAGGGGCAAUAUUGCUUAAAUGGUAAGGAAUGAAGUGGAAACUGCAUUAUAAAUUCAAUAAAACAGCAUUUAUUGUCCAUCCUUAACUGGCAUUGAAGGAUACUACUUGGGGAUGGACAAUAAAUGCUGACCUAGCCAGCAAUGCCCACAAUGCAUAAUUGAUUUUUUUUAAAAAGUUAGCUCGUGACACCAUUUGGUACGGGGGACAUUCUCUUAACCAUAUGUAGGGACUCUCAAAAUAAUUCCCUAAACAUUGUCCCUUUUUGGAAUUGUUCAACUGAAUUUUGGUGUUUGUAACUUUCCACCCAAAUACCACGGUGAGCGGCUGUUCAGUAGUGAUAAAUUUCUUUGCUUCUGGUGAAUACUAACGAGUGUCAGGAAGUCUUGUUUAUUUCUAUUGGGAUAACUUAACUUGUUUUAAGUCAUUGAGUAAGACACAAUGGUCAGGACUUUGUUCUUGUGAACAGAGCAAGCAAUCCUGGAAAAUAACUUUAAGAAGGUGGUAAGGCUGAAUAUGCAUGCAAGUAGAAUUAGUUUGGAAAAUGAAAUGUGCCGAAGAAAUGUGUAUUUUAGCCAGAAAUGUCAUAAAACAUCACCUUUCAUAUUUAAAAAUCAUUUCGUACUUACGCAUCCACAAUGUGUCUUAUAGAUCUUUUCUAAAGCUUGUCUGAAUAAACUAGAUUUAUUGGAGGUUUACUGGAUUUUAAACAGUACAGUGAAUUGAUAAUCUCAUUAUGACUCCAACUUCCCUUUUCCCAGCCUUUAUUAGGCUAUUGAGAUUUAAAUUCCUCAGUGUCCCAAGCUCAGAUGGUAUGGUAGAAUAGAGAGGCCAAAAGGUUUACAGACUAUCCUCUGUCCUCAUCAGAAUAUAUAAAUUGAGCUGGAGACACCUAUCAGGUGCUGAGGAAUUUCAAAAACUUGCCAAAGCCCAGGAGCAAGGGUAAGAGAGUGGGUGUGAAGGAGGAUUAGUAGGUCAGAGAGACAGUGUGUGAAUCUGUCGUGGUCUAUAAUGUUAUAGAGUAAUCCUGCUCUGUCCAACUCAAAAAAAUCUAAUAAAUUUUGAAACCUUUUUAGAAGGAUUUUAGCCCUUAGGAAGGGAUGUUGGGCUCCAAAAGAUACGAAAAUCCAAAUUAGAUCUUAAUUAUCACAAGUUUCAAACUUGAGAAUACAAAACUUAAAUCCAGGUCUGGAGUAAGCACCACAACCUCAUGUCACCAUUAAAAUAAGGUCUCUAACUAAUUUUAGAUGGCUUCCAAGCUCAUCUAUAAAACACCGUGACAAAUUUAGUAGAUACCUGUGUAGACUGUCUGUGUGGAGUAAUGUCUCCCCGUGUCUGUGUGGGUUUCCUCUGGGUGCUCCGGUUUCCUCCCACAGGCCAAAGAUGUGCAGAUAAGGUGAAUUGGCCAUGCUAAAUUGCCCAUAGUGUUAGGUCAGUUAGUCAGAGGAAAAUGGGUCUGGGUGGGUUACUCUUCAGAGGGGUGGUGUGGACUGGUUGGGCCGAAGGCCUGUUUCCACACUGUAGGGAAUCUAAUUUAAUGGGGCGGCACGGUGGCUCAGUGGUUAGCAAUGCUGCCUCACAUCACCAGAGUCCCAGGUUCGAUUCUUGCAUCGGGUGACUGUGUGUGUGGAGUUUGCACAUUCUCCCACUGUCUGCGUGGGUUUCCUCCAGGUGCACCGGUUUCCUCCCACAGUCCAAAGAUGUGCGGAUUAGGUGAAUUGGCCAUGCUAAAUUGAGCAUAGUAUUAGUUGUCCCAUUAGUCAGAGGGAAAUUGGUCUGGGUGGGUUACUCUUCAGAGGGAUGGUGUGGACUGGGCCAAAGGGCCGGUUUCCACACUAUAGGGAAUCUAAUCUAACCUACUUGAACUCCCAGACAGAUCUGUCAGGGUCUUCUGCAAUGUUAAAAAUUGUUUAUUGUUGCACCCUUUUUCAUAUAAUGGGUAUUAGAUUCCAUUGCUCCCUAACUCUGCAUUUUGGUCCAUUGGGUUAUUGCUGGAAGUAGCAGAAUUCUGCUAAUGGGGCAAUGAGUAAUCCCACUAUCCUUCAUUUGAUGCCAGAUUAGAUCAAAAGAUGCUGAUACUAGAUAAAGUGAACACAGAAGAUGGGUCUGAAAUUACAAUUUUACAAGCUACAUUGUCAAAAUAUUAAACAAAUUCUUGGAAGCGUAUGGUAGAAUAGCAGGUAUGAACCAUAGUUGCUAGCUCCAGUGUAAAUCAAACAAUUGCACAGUCAUGUGACGAGAUAAAAAUAGACUCCUUCUGUUUUUAAAUUUGUAAGCUUAACAUGAGGCAUAAUAGAAUUAAUCAAGAAUACGUUACACUAUCUUUUCAAAGUUAGGAUUUAAAAUGACAUUUUUAAUGGAUGAAAAUCACCAAAGUAAACACAAAAGUUUCCUUGAGUAAAAAAUGAGGUCUGCAGAUGCUGGAGAUCACCGCUGAAAAUGUGUUGCUGGUCAAAGCACAG